AAGCAAGAAACCCCAUAAAGUCCUCCAUCUCCCCCCCCCUUACCUACCUCUCCCAUCAAGAAAGCACCAUAAAAAAUCUCGAUUGCAACUCCAAAAAUGUCCACAGCUGCCUCCCAACUCCCACCCUUGACCAAGCGCCCUAUACCGCAUACCAUCUGCCUUUUUGACGUUGAUGGAACGCUUACUCCAGCUAGAGGGGUGAGUUGAGCUAUGACCUUGUUUUUCCCCGCACUUUUGUUUCGAAACGAAACGAAAAAAAUCUCGACUUCAAAGGUCAAGGUGAAGAUUGCCAAUAAUGAUAAUGGGAUGUGCAGGCCGUGAGUCCAGAAAUGCUAGCCCUCCUACAAAAGCUUAGGACAAUGGUAGCUACCGGGUACGUUGGCGGAAGUGACCUUGCGAAGCAGCAGGAGCAGUUGGGUGUGAAUGGAUCGAAUGGUAUUUUCUCCACCCUGCGUCCUCCUUUUAUUAUGAGCCGGUAAUUGAUUGAUGGAUGGAUGGAUGGGCAAUGCAGUUAUCGACAUGUUCGACUACUGCUUCGCCGAGAACGGCCUCACCGCGUACAAACUCGGAGAAGCCCUGCCCAGUACUAGCUUCAUCAACUGGCUGGGUGAGGAGAAGUAUAAGAAGAUGGCGAACUUUAUCCUGCACUACAUUGCGGAUUUGGACAUACCGCUCAAGCGGUUAGCUUCGCACCUUCCCCUUCGAGUAAUGAGCUGGGUCAGGUGGCUAACAUGUUUUGUUGUAGCGGAACAUUCAUUGAAUUCCGUAAUGGGAUGAUCAACGUUUCCCCCAUUGGGCGUAAUGCUUCGUACAUCCCCUCCUCCUCCUCACAUUCUGGGGCGCUUUCUGAUGAACGGGAAAACAGAACCCAAGAACGCCACGACUUUGAGGCCUACGACAAAAUCCACAACGUUCGCCGAGACUUUGUCGAGGCCCUUAGGAAGAACUUUACGAAUUAUGGACUGACAUACAGCAUUGGUGGGCAAAUCUCUUUCGACGUGUUCCCUACCGGGUGGGAUAAGACCUAUUGCCUCCAGCAUAUUGAGAAGGAGGGCGUGUUUUCGCAUGUUCACUUUUUUGGGGACAAGACCUACAAAGGUACGCCUCUCUUCCCCGAUUGUGUAGCGGUGGCGGUGGCAGUGGUGGAUAGGAGCUGACGCGUUGAUAAAGGGGGGAAUGACUAUGAGAUUUAUGAGGAUCCAAGAACCAUUGGUCAUUCGGUCACGAACCCGGAGGAUACUAUGAAGAUAUUGAGGGAGCUGUUCAAGUUGUAAAUUUCUUUUCCUCCUCACGAGAUGUAACGGGGGGCCGAAAAAUAGUCCAUACCCCAUCCCUUUCGAAGUUCAGAGCAGACCAAAGAGGAACAAAUGGGGGGGGCGAUGGUGAGUAUCUUAAAUCAUUACUGUAGCUAUAAUACGUAGCAUACGUAGCAAGAUAUAAGCAUAAUGCAAAACUUCACAUGGUAAACCCAUGGCUCUUACUCCCGCU
Tuber aestivum (summer truffle) is the source of this 1488-nucleotide messenger RNA. NCBI's taxonomy places the organism in Eukaryota, Fungi, Ascomycota, Pezizomycetes, Pezizales, Tuberaceae. The record is from the annotation of a GenBank genome assembly.